ACACACAUUUAUGCUCAGAUAACAUUUAAUAAUACAUGCAGACUCAAACCCUCACAUGGCUAACCAUCUCUCCUUCCUCCUCCUCUUCAUCAUCUUCUACAGAGUCUCAGCAGGGAGGCAUGUGUCUGUGCAGGCAGGAGGCUCCAUCACCAUCCCAUGUAGCUAUGAUCAGUAUUACAUAAACCAUGUGAAAUACUGGUGUAAAGGGUAUGGUUGGACUCGUUGCUCCUCUGUAGUACGCACUGACCAUCCUAAGAGCACUGAUAGGGCCUCAAUCUCUGAUGACAUCGCCCAGAAAGUCUUCACUGUGAUCAUGACUGAUCUGGAGCCAGAGGACUCUAAUACUUACAGGUGUGUUGUGGAGAUCAAUGGAGGAUCAGAUAGCAUGCUACAAUGGUUCUACCUAUCUGUCACUCCAGGUACUCCAGAACUCUAUGUGGACCAACAGGAAGUGACUGGAGUAGAAGGAGGGAGUGUCACUGUCCGUUGUUACUAUAGUAACACUGGAGAUAUAAAGUGGUGCAGGAUGGGUGGUGAUGGUGUGAGUGGGUAUUCUGGGACUUUAAAUGGAACAUCAGUGACAUUAAAGCGGACUAGUGAAGCCAACAACAGAACAGUCUUAACAGUGACUAUGAGUGGACUGAAGAUGGCGAACACUGACUGGUAUUGGUGUAGAGUGGGAGAACUAGAGAUGCCUGUUCACAUCACUGUCAGUCAACCAACUGCAACACAGAGAACCUCUAAGAUGACCUCAUCAACCCAAGAUCCAACCUCUCAACAACCCUCUGCCUCUCCAACUGCUGAGCCUGUUCAGACUGACAACACAAGUCAAGGAGCUGAGGGGAACAUGGAGGAAGUCCACCAGAGGUCUGUGAAAGUCCUACUCAUCUCUCUGGGCAUGUUGGUGGUGGUGACAGCUGGUAUCCUAGUAACAUGGAAGAUGUGGAGAAAACAUAAGGACAAUAAGGCCAAGGACCAGACAACUAACAACUCAGUGGAUCCAUUUCCUGAAGCUGAUGAUGAUGUCACAUACAGCACUGUCAUCCCCCAGCACAAGGCCCAACUAAAAGGACAGACCAAGUCAGCAGAACCAGAUGAUAAUGUGGUCUACAGCUCACUAGCUCUACAGGUGACCACACAGCAGAGGGCAGCAGCACAAUAGUGACUGACUGAGAAGACCUUGGUUGAGUCCUUUUACUGGAAGGACAGAACACUCCCCUCUCCUGUGUUACAUCAUCUAUCUGCCUCCAAUAUGCUUCUGUCAAACCUCUUAAC
Salvelinus namaycush (lake trout) is the source of this 1275-nucleotide messenger RNA. Its product is annotated as CMRF35-like molecule 5. NCBI's taxonomy places the organism in Eukaryota, Metazoa, Chordata, Actinopteri, Salmoniformes, Salmonidae. The record is from RefSeq and is a predicted model, not a curated record. Bases 56 to 1162 code for a protein of 368 amino acids. Gene Ontology annotation, cellular component: plasma membrane. Gene Ontology annotation, molecular function: transmembrane signaling receptor activity. The transcript has 9 exons.